Messenger RNA from Suricata suricatta (meerkat), 462 nucleotides. RefSeq names its product transmembrane protein 258 (gene TMEM258). The transcript has 4 exons. Gene Ontology annotation, cellular component: membrane-bounded organelle. Gene Ontology annotation, biological process: protein N-linked glycosylation. The record is from RefSeq and is a predicted model, not a curated record. The coding region runs from base 105 to 344 and encodes 79 amino acids. NCBI's taxonomy places the organism in Eukaryota, Metazoa, Chordata, Mammalia, Carnivora, Herpestidae.
CGCGCGCGGGCGCACUUCCUCUUCCGGCUGAACAAGGCGCCUGCUCCUGCCGACGUGUUAUUCCUGUGGCGGAGCGGCGGAUUGCCCUGUGCCUGGCUGGCAAAAUGGAGCUUGAAGCCAUGAGCAGAUACACCAGCCCAGUGAACCCGGCUGUCUUCCCCCACCUGACCGUGGUGCUCUUGGCCAUUGGCAUGUUCUUUACCGCCUGGUUCUUCGUCUAUGAGGUUACCUCCACCAAGUACACCCGCGACAUCUACAAAGAGCUCCUCAUCUCCUUGGUGGCCUCCCUCUUCAUGGGCUUCGGAGUCCUCUUCCUGCUGCUCUGGGUCGGCAUCUACGUAUGAGCUCCCAAGGGUUCCAGCCAGGCGGCUUCACUGAAUUCCCGCUUUUGUAAAGUAAUUUUUUUUACCGUUGCCGGAAGUGUCCCACCUGCUUACAAUAAAAGCAGAUGUGUGACCUCUG